UGAGGUCUGAGGAUCAAAAUUUUAAUUGAAAUCUUGUAACAUCGUUCCUUUCCUUCUACGCCGAAAGUUUAAACUCCCCAGUACACAGAGCACUGUGACGCAACAAUGGCGGACGCCCAAGAAGUCAAGCUUGAACGGUUUCUCCAGUGGCUACAGUUGAAUAAAGUGGAGCUACGCGGUAGCAGUAUCAAGUACAGCGGUUCGAACAAAGGGUUUGGAAUUUUUUCCUCUAAUGAUGUCUGUGAUGGGAUACUGCUGGUGGUUCCACUUGAUUUAAUUAUAACUCCUAUGAGGGUGCUUCAAGACCCACUUCUUGGACCCCAUUGCCGGGCCAUGUUUGAGGAAGAGGAAGUAGAUGACAGGUUCUUGAUUAUUUUGUUUCUAAUGGUGGAACGCCUACGGAAGAACUCUUCUUGGAAACCGUAUUUUGAUAUUCUUCCAACCGAAUUUGGGAAUACCCUUUGGUUUUCAGAUGAUGAGCUCUCUGAGCUGAAGGGAACUACAUUGUAUCAGGCAACUGAUUUGCAGAGGCAAAAACUGCAGUAUCUUUUUCAUGAGAAAGUGAAGAAGUUGGCUGAGAAACUUUUAACUCUUGAUGGAUGCCCUGAAAGUGAAGUGAGCUUUGAGGACUUCCUAUGGGCAAAUUCCAUAUUUUGGAGUCGAGCACAAAAUAUACCUCUUCCACAUUCCUAUGUAUUUCCAAAAAGUUCAGAAGGACAAGAACCUGUGUCUGAUGAAUCUGCAAAAAAAGACACAACUGUUGCAUCUAAAUCAGGAGAAGAUACAGUUUGGGUAGAGGGUAUUGUCCCAGGCAUUGAUUUUUGCAACCAUGGUGUAAGGGCCACAGCUACAUGGGAAGUUGAUGCAACAGGACUUACAACUGGAACCCCAUUUUCUAUGUACCUUCUUUCAGUUGGAGAAGUUCCUAUCCAUAGUGGCGAAGAGAUAUUAAUUAGUUAUGGCAACAAGGGAAAUGAGGAGCUGCUUUACCUGUAUGGAUUUGUAAUGGAGGAUAAUCCAGAUGACUAUCUCAUGGUUCAUUACCCUGUGGGGGCUAUUCAGGGCAUUGCUUUCGCCGAGUCCAAAUCACAGCUUCUUGAAGCACAGAAAGCUGAAUUGAGGUGUCUCUUACCAAGAACUUUGUUGAAAGAUGGAUUUUUUCCUCCAUGUAUGCCUCGAAUAGAAAACAAUGAUAAAUGCCCCAGUAAUAGUAUCAGUGCCUAUAGUUGGAGCGGUCAGCGGAAGAUGCCCUCUUACUUGAAUAGGCUUGUUUUCCCCGAGGAUUUCUUGACUGCCUUGAGAACAAUAGCAAUGAAAGAUGAUGAGCUUUAUAAGGUCACAUCAUUACUUACAGAGCUUGUUGGACCUGGAGGCCAAAGGCAACCUUCUGAUGCCGAAGUUCGAGCAGCAAUUUGGGAGGCAUGUGGUGAUUCUGGAGCCCUGCAAGUGCUUGUCGAUCUGCUUAACAUGAAGAUGACGGAGCUUGAAGAAGGUUCUGGGAGAGAGGAGAAUGACGCUGAAUUACUUCGCAGUGCUCGCUCCAUAGAUAAUUCAGUGGAUUACCAAAGCAAAUGCGAUAAUAAUGGCACCAAAGAGAACAAAUUGCUAAGCAGAAACAGGUGGUGUAGCAUAGUAUACCGCCAUGGGCAAAAGCAACUCACCAGCCUUUUCUUGAAGGAAGCUGAGCAUGCCUUGCAGUUAGCAUUGACUGAGGGAAACUAGAAUUAGUAGUUAGAUUUGAAUAAUAAUGAGCCUUUCUCUUCAUAAGCUUGUGUAGAAUUAUAGAUAUUUGUAGAAGGCAUUGCAUGCUAAAUUUGAUUCUUGAACAUUUUACAAUGGAACAAGUGUCAAAUAGGUUAAAGAAUUUUUUGCUUUUGUGCAGUUUGACUACUAAACUUAAAAAGUGUGUACUUAACCAUCAAACAAGCAAAAUAUGUGCAAUUGAGACAUUUUAAUGAUUU
Ipomoea triloba (trilobed morning glory) is the source of this 1961-nucleotide messenger RNA. RefSeq lists its product as uncharacterized. The coding region runs from base 106 to 1722 and encodes 538 amino acids. Gene Ontology annotation, biological process: peptidyl-lysine monomethylation. Lineage: Eukaryota; Viridiplantae; Streptophyta; Magnoliopsida; Solanales; Convolvulaceae. Gene Ontology annotation, molecular function: protein-lysine N-methyltransferase activity. The record is from RefSeq and is a predicted model, not a curated record. The transcript has 16 exons.